ACCUCAUAAGAACUCACAAAAUUACAAAACUGCCAUGGCGGAGGAGGAGAAGGUGGUAAUGGUGACUGGAGCUUCCUCCGGCAUCGGUCGCGAUAUUUGCCUCGACCUCGCCAAGGCCGGCCGCUGUAAGAUCAUCGCGGCCGCUCGAAGGAUCGAUCGGCUCAAAUCGCUCUGCGAUGAGAUUAAUGGGUUCGGAUCAGGAUCCGGAUCCGAUAAGGUGCGAGCGGUGGCGGUGGCGCUCGACGUUAGCGCGGGAAGCUCGGAGGUCGAGGCUUCGGUCGAGAAGGCGUGGGGUUUCUGGGGAAAGAUUGAUGUUUUGAUUAAUAAUGCUGGCAUUCGAGGUGCUGUUAAUAAUCCACUUGAUUGGCCUGAAGAGGAAUGGGAUGACAACAUAAGGACUAACUUAACUGGAUUAUGGCUAGUAUCUAAGCAUGUUUGUAGACGAAUGCGUGAUGCAAAGGUUAAAGGAUCAGUCAUCAAUAUUUCGUCUAUUGCUGGUCUCGAUCGUGGGCAGCUGCCAGGUGCACUUGCCUACACUGCAUCGAAGAUGGGCGUAGUUGCUGUUACCAAGGUAAUGGCGUUGGAGCUUGGUCAGUACAGUAUCAGAGUGAAUGCGAUUGCACCCGGAUUGUUCAAAUCUGAGAUCACUGAAGGCCUAAUGCAUAAAGAUUGGUUGAAUAAUAUUGCCAUAAGAACCAUUCCCUUGAAAACAUUUGGCACCUCUGAUCCAGCGAUAACAUCUCUUAUCCGUUAUCUAAUCCAAGACUCUUCAGAGUAUGUCAAUGGAAAUAUCUUCAUUGCUGAUGCUGGAGCAACGCUCCCUGGUGUUCCCAUCUUCUCUUCCCUUUAAGAAGCUUUUACUUGCUUCUUCACAGUUUUCUUUUAUUUCCUUCAGAAAUUGUUCAGGCCGUCUAAAAUCCCCAUUAAAUUUUGUAUAUCCUUUACUUGGGAGUAGUUAAAUUUCGUA
Messenger RNA from Asparagus officinalis (garden asparagus), 967 nucleotides. RefSeq names its product 3-oxoacyl-[acyl-carrier-protein] reductase FabG-like. NCBI's taxonomy places the organism in Eukaryota, Viridiplantae, Streptophyta, Magnoliopsida, Asparagales, Asparagaceae. Bases 35 to 850 code for a protein of 271 amino acids. The transcript is spliced from 3 exons. The record is from RefSeq and is a predicted model, not a curated record. Gene Ontology annotation, molecular function: oxidoreductase activity.